Molecule: messenger RNA, 2356 nt
Organism: Phytophthora sojae
Lineage: Eukaryota; Oomycota; Peronosporomycetes; Peronosporales; Peronosporaceae
Exons: 11
Coding region: 66-2321 (751 amino acids)
Biological process (GO): cell division
Molecular function (GO): protein binding
Source: RefSeq, a predicted model, not a curated record
AGCGCUGCUGCUGCCUGCCUCGCUCUUCGUUCCUCUCCCUGCUCCUCCUGCUGCUUCUCUAGCCCAUGGCUCCUCCUCCGCUGCCGCCGACGCCCGCGCGUCCGCCCGCGCCGACUAUUCGCGGCUUCUCGGCCCCCACGUCGUCAUCGUCGCGCCAACCGCCGCCCCUCCAGACGCCCGAGUGCACCACGCGCACGCUGGCCUUCGACUCGGCCGCCCUCUCCAGCGCCGCCGCCUCGCGCGCCAAGAAGCGCCGCCGCCGCGUGGCCGAAGCCGCCGCCCUCAUCACCGCGCGCCGGCCGCUGGACACGGAGCAGGAGGACGCAGAGGAGACCAAGGAGGACAACGCCAUGUGGACGCUCAAGACGGCGGAGGACGCCGUGAGACGUCCGACUCAUCUGCAGGAGGACGCUCUCAAGCCGCCGCCCGCUGCGUCCAGGAAGACAACUCCACCAAAGGACCACAGGCAGCAGACGGUGGACAGACUGCGCGCGCUCGUCCGCGCGUGCACGCGCCAGCACCACGCGGCGUCCGCGCUCUUCUACGCGGACAAGCUGGUGGCCAUGUCGCCCAGAGACGAGCAAGACGUGCUGCUGUUCGCGGACGCCUGCUACCUGAACAAGGAGUUCCACAGGGCUAUUCACGCGCUCAAGACGGCGCGGCUCGUGGACGUGGAGAGGGAAGACGGACGUGCAGCGGUGAAGCUGGUGACGUUGAAGGCCGUGCUGCUGUUGGGCAGGUGCAUGCUGGCUAUUAAGCAGAAGGAGGAGUGUCUGGAGCUGCUUGGGUCGGUGCUGCCCGAGAGGGAGCAGGAGGUGGUGUUACUAGCGAAGAAGGUGCAGCUGGAGCUUAUGGAGGAAGAAAAGGAGGGGGUCAAUGUGGUGGCGUCGCUGGCGCUGCUGAUGGGCGAGACGCUCGAGGCGAUCGGGAACCGGGAGAACGCCACUGUGUACUUUCGGAUCGCGCUGAGGUGCGACGUGCACUGCUCGGAGGCGUUCUUCCACCUGUUUGACAAGCAAAUGCUAUCGGCGCAAGAGGAGAAGGAGCUGCUGGCGUCGUUGGACUUCUCGGCCGAUGAAAUGGAACUACUGGAGCUGCUGUACCGAACGCGCGUCGGGAAGUACGCUACGACGCCAUCGGUGGCUGAGAAGUUUACUGAGGUGGAACAGAAAUUCGGCCUCGCCGACAAUCUAGACCUGAACGUCACUCGAGCGGAGACGUACUAUUACCAGCAUGAUAUUCAACAGGCGCAUGAAAUUUGUGAAAGGGUUCGUGAGCGGGAUCCUUUUAAUUUCCGCGUGAUUGCAGUGUACGUGGGUACACUCGUAGAGCUCGGGAAGAAACGGGAGCUGUAUCACUACGCGCACCAAAUGGUCGACGUGUACCCGACUAAGGCGUCAGCCUGGUACACUGUUGGUUGUUACUAUCUCCUGAUCCAGAAAUAUGAAGCUGCGCAGCGAUACUUCCACAAAGCUACAUCUCUGGAGCCCAGCUUCGCGCCCGCAUGGAUCGGAUUUGGCAACUCGUUCGCAGCACAGGAUGAGAGUGAUCAGGCGAUGUCAUCGUACCGGACAGCGUCGAGUCUCUUCCCCGGUUCGCACCUGCCACCUCUGUACAUCGGCAUGGAAUAUCUUCGCACCAACAACUUGGUCCAAGCGCAGGAAUAUAUCCGGCAAGCCAGCGUUAUCUGCCCCACGGAUCCUUUGGUCUACAAUGAGCUGGGCAGUGUAUAUUAUAAGGAGAAGGACUAUCAUCAAGCAAUUGAGAUGUUCACCAAGGCCUUACAACUGUGCAAGGGGCUUCCCGAGCGACUAAUGGAGGCCUGGGAGCCGACGCUAUUCAAUCUUGGGUACUCGUACCGCAAACUUCGGAAAUUCGAUCAAGCAAUCCAUUAUUUCCAGAGUGCACUCAGGUUAUCUCCGCGGAAUGCAUCGAUCCUCGCUGCCCUCGGCUUUACCUAUCAUAUGAAGGGCAGUCUUGAGCAAGCGAUUGAGAAUUACCACGCGGCGCUAGCAUACAACCCGGAAGAUACUCUAGCAGGCUCCAUGAUUACCGUAGCGUUCGAGGAAUCACUGUCUGGAGGUCCUGGUUCAUUCCCUGAGUUUGCAGAACCUGCCCCGAGAGAUGCCCCCAAGACAAGCGGCCUCACUCCGAUGAGUGCUGCGCUCACGGCUCGCCGAUCUCUCGGAUCGAAUGACAAGGCCCAGCUCUCUCGGCGACUGGACCAAUCCUACAGCAGCAUUGAACGCAGUAGGCAAUCGCUAGCAUGUUCAAGCCUGGACUUUUCUGAUGACAGCUCCAUGAACAUGGACGAAGAUUGACGCGCGAAAACAAUGGAAACUCAUCCUGACACUGU